AUGUUGUUGAUUACUUCCUCUUGUGAUUCUGUGGUUAUUCUCAGCAGUUUUAAACGGCAGGGGUGCACACUCUGCUUCAGUCUUGUGCUGCGUUGCAUAGUGGAUUCUCCACAGCCCUGCCCUCAUCCUGCCUCCCCAUUUCUCCUGUUGGUCUCUGCCAUCGCGUCCAGCUGUGGCACACAGGCGCGAUCCGUGGCGCUCACUGAUUGGUCCCUGGCCUAUGGACGUCAGCCCUGGCACUCAAGCACGUUCCCUUCAUGCGGGACAAUAAGCCACACAGACACAAGGGCUGGGAGAGAGAGGAGGAGGGCUCUCACACAACCGCUCGGCCUCCUGCGGGAGCCCGACCAGCUCAAAGAGGUAGAUUGCAAAGUUGCGGCAGCAGCUCCAGCGCAGCAAACGCAGCAGAUCGUUUUAUGUCGUGGGGGAGUAGAUAAAGAGCGCAAGUCGCCCUUUAAUGGACAGCACACCAUCAUCCAAUUCAGCGGGAUUGAGCGGCUCAUCAUCCGGGACACCCCGCGAUGUGAGGAGGUCAUUGUUGAGUCCCAGUGGGCACGCGCUCCCCCUCCUGUGGUCCCCCAUCGCAGCAGUAGCCGCGGAAGCAUCGAUACCCAGUCGCCUUCGGGGGGCGGGGCUCUGAGCGGGUGCAUUAGCAACUGUGCAGCAGCCGGCCGACUCUUAUCACCCCUACCUCCCUUGUUGACGAACGCGACCGCAGGAGGGGGAGCGCGGUGCCAUCUGGGAGUUCGAGGCUGA
Knipowitschia caucasica is the source of this 756-nucleotide messenger RNA. The record is from the annotation of a GenBank genome assembly. NCBI's taxonomy places the organism in Eukaryota, Metazoa, Chordata, Actinopteri, Gobiiformes, Gobiidae.